Coffea arabica (coffee) is the source of this 444-nucleotide messenger RNA. NCBI's taxonomy places the organism in Eukaryota, Viridiplantae, Streptophyta, Magnoliopsida, Gentianales, Rubiaceae. The record is from RefSeq and is a predicted model, not a curated record.
AUGGUUUCUAGGGUCAGGGACAUCAACAUGAAGUUGAAAAUGAUCAAUCAAGAAGCGCGUUACCUUGGGCUAAACAUCAGGCACCAAAUUGAAGCUGUCUUUCCUCCUAUUACUCCUGGAGUGAUCAUAAGGCCACAAACCAACUCUGUUGUGCAUCCAAAUGUUAUAGGAAGAGCCGACGAUGAAGCAAAGAUAAUGGAGAUGUUGUUGAGUCCAUCUGAAGAAAUUGUUUCUGUUAUCCCCAUUGUCGGCAUGGGGGGAUUAGGAAAAACAACUUUAGCUAAAUCAAUCUAUAAUACUCAACAGAUCAAUGAACAUUUUGGCAAAAAAAUUUGGGUCUGUGUGUCUGAAAAAUUUGAAGGGAAGGAGUUCUUCAAACUCAUUUUGGAAUCAAUGACGAAGAGAAAGGCUGAAUUGUCUAAUGUGGAUGCUGUUGUUCAAUGA